AUGCUCACUUUCGCCGACAGGCUGAACGCCCAGGUUGCUGACUCUGCAGUUGGACGAUGGUUCCGCUUGGAGGGCUCUGGUCAUGCCCGUGAGCGCGAAGGUUCACGCUUUAUGACAGAUAUUCGUGCAGGUAUAACGACCUGGAUCUCGGUCAACGCUUCUAUUUUAUCAGACUCUGGAGGAACCUGUGUCUGUGAAGCAGCCAAUAACUGUGCCACUGAUCCGACAUAUCUUCAAUGCAUUCAAGAGGUGAAACAAGAUCUCAUUACUUCCACAGCAGCCAUGUCUGCUCUGGCAUCAGUCUUAAUGGGUGCCCUUGCGAAUUUACCUGUCGGUAUGGCUCCAGGAAUGGGACUUAAUGCCUAUUUCACAUACUCUGUCGUUGGUUAUCACGGCAGUGGAUUUAUUACUUAUCAGGAAGCACUCGCUGCUGUCUUCUUGGAAGGAUGGAUCUUCUUCAUCCUGUCCCUUCUCGGCUUGCGUCAAUGGCUUGCUCGCAUUAUGCCGCAAUCCCUUGUCCUUGCCGUCGGUGCUGGUAUUGCAUCUGGUGGUUUGAAUGUGAUUGGAGGUGACACCACCAACCUCGUUGGCCUUGGUGGCUGUCUCGAGUCAGGUACCCUUACUCCAUAUGAUUGGCUGCCUAACAUGCCGUACUUUUGUGGAACCCAAGUACUGCGCAGUCCUACCGUAUGGCUUGGCAUCUUUACCGGCGGUAUCCUCACGAUCCUAUUGAUGCUAUAUCGUGUCAAGGGCUCCCUUCUAAUCGGUAUCUUCAUCACUUCCGUCAUCUCUUGGCCGCGCAACACUUCCGUCACCUACUUCCCACACACCGACUCCGGUGAUCAGCUGUUCGAGUUCUUCCAACAAGUCGUUACUUGGCACCCCUUGAAACAUGUUGGCAAUGCACUAGAUUAUAACUAUGGUAAUGGAAGGGUGUGGUACGCACUCGUCACCUUCCUCUAUGUCGAUAUCUUGGACACCACUGGUACUCUUUACUCUAUGGUUAAAUUCGCUGGUCUUCGUGAUCCUGUCACCCUUGACUUUGAAAACUCUACCAUCGCAUAUUGUGUUGAUGCCUUCUCCAUCUCCAUGGGCGCACUCGUGGGUACAAGUCCCGUCACGGCAUUCAUUGAGAGCGCCACUGGUAUUGCUGAGGGGGGUAAGACAGGUAUCACCGCCAUCGUCACUGGACUCCUCUUCUUCGUCUCUGUCUUCUUCGCGCCCAUAUUCGCUUCCAUCCCUCCCUGGGCCACCGGUGGCGCACUUGUUGUUGUUGGCUCUCUCAUGAUUCGCAACGUGCGCGAUAUCAACUGGGACUAUGUUGGCGAUGCCGUCCCUGCAUUCCUCACUAUCCUUUUCAUCCCUCUCUCAUACAAUAUCGCAUACGGCGUCAUCGUCGGCGUGUUCUCCUAUGUCAUCAUCAACGGGUUCGUGUGGAUAGUUGCCAAGCUCUCCAACAACACAAUCAUGCCACCCAACUACGACGCGUCCGAGCCCUGGGUCGUCCCUCCCGGCGGCAUCGUGCCCACCUGGAUCAAAAUCUUGAUCAAUCGCAACACUCAGCUCAUAGAGGAAUCGCCCUCCGAAUACGCGUUCCAGGUGCGCCAGCGCCAUCACUCAAACAUCUCAGUCGACACGACGUCGCAGGAGACGGCUCGCACGCCCCAGAAGUUGACUUUCCACGAAAAAUAA
Messenger RNA from Suillus paluster, 1692 nucleotides. Its product is annotated as permease family-domain-containing protein. Gene Ontology annotation, molecular function: purine nucleobase transmembrane transporter activity. The transcript has 13 exons. The coding region runs from base 1 to 1692 and encodes 563 amino acids. Gene Ontology annotation, cellular component: plasma membrane. The record is from RefSeq and is a predicted model, not a curated record. NCBI's taxonomy places the organism in Eukaryota, Fungi, Basidiomycota, Agaricomycetes, Boletales, Suillaceae. Gene Ontology annotation, biological process: transmembrane transport.